Molecule: messenger RNA, 453 nt
Organism: Drosophila serrata
Lineage: Eukaryota; Metazoa; Arthropoda; Insecta; Diptera; Drosophilidae
Source: RefSeq, a predicted model, not a curated record
AUGUCUUACCUAUCGCUCAUGGGACUUUUGGUUUUUCUGACUGUCUCUGUGUGGUCCCAGGAUACUAAGCCAGUUCGGGAUAAUUCAUCAAGUUCAGUACCAGUUCACAAGGACCUUGUUGAAACUAUUCCAAGUGGCAUUCUCCAUAACAAAACCAAUGCUAUAGUCCAUAGCAAUGACCACAAAGUGGACCUUCAAAAGCCCUUCUUCCUUAAGUGGUAUCCCGGUACAAAUUCCCAGAAGCGAAUCAAACUUACUCCCUUCGAGAGGCGAGUGGUGCGUGUUCUCAGGAAAUUGGGCUUACUGAACGAGUACAAUACGGCCGAAAAAGUGGUGGAGCAGCUCCGCAAGGACAAGGAUCUGUUGCGAAAGCUGAAGAAAUUACUAGACGAGGUUGAUGAGGAGGACGAGUCCGAUGAUUUCUUCACAGCCUUUUGGGAUCUGUUUCAUUGA